CUGGAAACUGCUCCUGCGCUCACUCAGGAUUAUCAGUCCUGACAUUGCCAGGGAGUCCAUUUGUUCUACUCAGCUGCAGACCAACACGUGAUAAUCCAGGUGGCAAAAUGACAAACUUCACUCUGUUCUUUGACCCAUGAAUUUGAAAUAAUCUUUCAUCGAGUUCCAUCUCCUUGAGCCUCAUAUGGAACGCAUCUCUCUGUCUGUUGUUAAACGACGAUGACAUGUCUGCAGCUAUCAGAAAGAGAAGCUGGGAAGAACAUGUGACCCAACGGGUGGGACAGCCUUUUAGUUCUGAUGAUUGCAACAGGGAAUGUCAUCAUGGACUCGUAGCCGACAGCUUGCAGGCAAGUAUGGAAAAAGAUGCAGCCCUCAAUGUGGACCGCAAAGAGAAGUGCGUUUCACUCCCAGACUGCUGUCGCGGAUCAGAGCUGAGAGAUUUUCCUGGGAGGCCAAUGGGUCACAUUUCAAAGGAGGUGGAUGAAAAUGACAGUCCUGAAGGUGAAGAUCAGUUUCUUUCUCUGGAAGCCAGCACAGAAACACUUGUGCAUGUUUCUGAUGAGGAUACCGAUUCUGAUCUAUACCUUGCGGAUGAUAAACAGAUUUUAACUACUACCCAAGGGCCUAAAAUAUCAGACCAACAUAAUGUCGAAGGAGCAGGCUCCUUAGUAAAGGCACUGCCUAUCAUGGAAAGUAACCAAGAUUCUUAUAACUCCUGGGGAAUGGCUGGGGAAGCUGAUUUGGUAGAAGAUUGCGGGGAAAAUAAAGUUGCUGAUACUGUAAGAAGCCUGGAGCUUUGUAGUGAUAUAAGCUUAAAUGAAACAAAGGAUGUACCCAACGUCAUUAGGCUUGAUUCUUUGAAUGGGAAAGAUAUUGUGCCUGAGAAGCAAUUGCUGAAUUCUGCCGUAAUUGCCCAGCAACGAAGGAAACCUGAUUUCACUAAAGAUGAAUCUGAAAGAAAUACCCUCCACGUCAGACAAGAUGAGUUCUUGGCUACUCCUUGCCCAGACCAAGGACUGCCAUUAUUAAAAGCAGAUUUUGGAAGCUGCAUUCUGCAGCCUCCUUCCUGCCCCAGUGGAAUGUCAGCUGAAAUCUACCUGGAGAAGAGGGGUUUCUCAGAACAUCAAAACAAAAGUGCUCCAAAGGUCAACAUGGAAGGUGGCAUGCAGUGUUUACAUGUGAGGGACUCUCUGACCACCCAGGAGUCCACAGACAGCCAAGUCAGACUUCGCAAGAGAAAGGAAAUGAGAGAAGACCGAGAUAAGGCGCGACUGGACUCCAUGGUGCUGCUAAUUAUGAAACUGGACCAACUUGACCAGGACAUCGAGAAUGCUCUCAGCACCAGCUCCUCUCCAUCCAGCACACCAACAAACCUGCGGCGGCAUGUUCCUGAUCUGGAAUCGGGAUCUGAAAGUGGAGCAGAUACUACUUCAGUAAACCAGACGCAAGUAAAUUUGCCUUCUAACACUGAGUCCACUGAUCUACCAUCUUCCACCCCACUGACCAUUUCUGGAACCAAACCCAAGGCAAUGGCUAUGCCAGGUGUUUCAGAGAAGGAAAAGGCUGAAAUCGAAGCCAAGGAAGCCUGUGAUUGGCUGCGGGCAACUGGUUUCCCCCAGUAUGCACAGCUUUAUGAAGAUCUCCUUUUCCCCAUUGAUAUUACCUCGGUCAAGAGAGAACAUGAUUUUUUGGACAGAGAUGCCAUUGAGGCCCUAUGCAGGCGUUUAAAUACUUUAAACAAAUGUGCGGUGAUGAAGCUAGAAAUUAGUCCUCAUCGGAAGAGAAGUGAGGAUUCGGAUGAAGAUGAGCCUUGUGCAAUAAGUGGCAAAUGGACUUUCCAGAGGGACAGCAAGAGGUGGUCCCGGCUUGAAGAGUUUGAUGUGUUUUCUCCAAAGCAGGACCCAGUGUCUGGGUCCCCAGAUGAUUCCCACCUGAAGAACGCCAUGAGCCAUGAAAGUAUGCUGACGGACCUCAGCGAGCGCCAGGAGGUGUCUUCUGUCCGGAGCCUCAGCAGCACCAGCAGCAUCCCCACCCACGUGUCCCAGAGUGGGGAUGCUGUGACACCCCGGACUAACUCCGUCAUUAGUGUCUGCUCCUCCAGCCACUUUAUAGGCAAUGACGACUCUUUCUGCAGCCUUCCCUCUCCCAAGGAACUAUCUAGCUUCAGCUUUAGCAUGAAAGGGCAUGAGAAAAAUGCCAAGUCUAAGACCCGAAGCUUGCUGAAACGGAUGGAGAGCUUAAAGCUCAAGGGCUCCCACCACAGCAAGCACAAGGCACCCUCCAAGCUGGGGCUGAUCAUCAGUGGGCCCAUUCUGCAAGAGGGUAUGGAUGAGGAGAAGCUGAAGCAGCUGAACUGCGUGGAGAUCUCAGCCCUCAAUGGCAACCACAUCAACGUCCCCAUGGUACGAAAGAGGAGUGUAUCCAACUCCACACAGACCAGCAGCAGCAGCAGCCAGUCAGAAACUAGCAGCGCUGUCAGCACACCUAGCCCUGUCACCAGGACACGGAGCCUCAGUGCCUGCAACAAGCGGGUGGGCAUGUAUCUAGAGGGCUUUGAUCCUUUCAAUCAGUCCACAUUUAACAACGUGAUGGAGCAGAACUUUAAAAACCGCGAGAGCUACCCAGAGGACACAGUGUUCUACAUCCCUGAAGAUCACAAGCCUGGCACCUUCCCCAAGGCCCUUUCCAAUGGAAGCUUCUGUCCUUCGGGAAAUAACAGCUCUGUGAACUGGAGGACUGGAAGCUUCCAUGGCCCUGGCCAUAUCAGCCUCAGGAGGGAAAACAGCAAUGACAGCCCUAAGGAACUUAAGAGGCGAAAUUCCUCGAGCUCCAUGAGCAGCCGCCUGAGUAUCUACGACAACGUGCCAGGCUCCAUCCUCUAUUCCAGCUCAGGCGACCUGGCCGACCUGGAGAAUGAGGACAUCUUCCCCGAGCUGGACGACAUCCUCUACCACGUGAAGGGGAUGCAGCGGAUCGUCAACCAGUGGUCGGAGAAGUUUUCAGAUGAGGGAGACUCGGACUCAGCCCUGGACUCCGUCUCUCCUUGCCCGUCCUCUCCCAAACAGAUCCACCUGGAUGUGGACAACGACCGAACCACACCCAGUGACCUGGACAGCACAGGCAACUCCCUGAAUGAGCCCGAAGAGCCCUCUGACAUCCCGGAAAGAAGGGACUCCGGGGUGGGGGCUUCCCUGACCAGGUGUAAUAGGCACAGACUGAGAUGGCACAGUUUCCAGAGCUCCCACCGGCCAAGCCUAAACUCUGUAUCUCUGCAGAUUAACUGCCAAUCUGUGGCCCAGAUGAACCUACUGCAGAAAUACUCGCUCCUCAAGUUGACAGCUCUGCUGGAGAAGUACACACCUUCUAACAAGCAUGGUUUUAGCUGGGCUGUGCCCAAGUUCAUGAAAAGAAUCAAGGUUCCAGACUACAAGGACCGGAGCGUGUUCGGGGUCCCCCUCACGGUCAACGUGCAGCGUACAGGACAACCCCUGCCUCAGAGCAUCCAGCAGGCCAUGCGCUACCUCCGUAACCACUGUCUGGAUCAGGUUGGGCUCUUCAGAAAAUCAGGUGUCAAAUCCCGGAUUCAGGCUCUGCGCCAGAUGAAUGAGAGUGCCACAGAUUGUGUCAACUAUGAAGGACAGUCUGCUUAUGAUGUGGCAGACAUGUUGAAGCAGUAUUUUCGAGAUCUUCCUGAGCCACUCAUGACAAACAAACUCUCGGAAACCUUUCUACAGAUCUACCAAUACGUACCCAAAGACCAGCGCCUCCAGGCCAUCAAGGCUGCCAUUAUGCUCCUGCCUGAUGAGAACCGGGAGGUUCUCCAGACGCUUCUUUACUUCUUGAGUGAUGUCACAGCGGCUGUAAAAGAAAACCAGAUGACUCCGACCAACCUGGCCGUGUGCUUAGCGCCUUCUCUCUUCCACCUCAACACCCUGAAGAGAGAGAAUUCUUCUCCAAGGGUAAUGCAAAGAAAACAGAGUUUGGGCAAACCAGAUCAGAAAGAUCUGAAUGAAAACCUAGCUGCCACUCAAGGGCUGGCCCAUAUGAUUGCUGAGUGCAAGAAGCUUUUCCAGGUUCCUGAGGAAAUGAGCCGGUGUCGCAAUUCCUAUACUGAACAAGAGCUGAAGCCCCUCACACUGGAGGCCCUGGGGCACCUGAGUAACGAUGAAUCGGCUGACUACAAACACUUCCUCCAGGACUGCGUGGAUGGCCUGUAUAAGGAGGUCAAAGAGAAGUUUAAAGGCUGGGUCAGCUACUCGACUUCUGAGCAGGCCGAGCUCUCCUACAAGAAGGUGAGUGAAGGACCCCCUCUGAGGCUUUGGAGAUCAACCAUCGAAGUCCCUGCUCUGCCUGAGGAGAUCUUAAAGCGCCUACUGAAAGAGCAGCACCUCUGGGAUGUCGACUUGCUGGAUUCAAAAGUAAUCGAAAUCCUGGACAGCCAGACUGAAAUUUACCAGUAUGUCCAAAACAGUAUGGCACCCCACCCGGCUCGGGACUACGUGGUGUUGAGAACCUGGAGGACGAAUUUACCCAAAGGAGCUUGUGCCCUACUACUCACCUCUGUGGAUCACGACCGAGCCCCGGUGGCAGGCGUGAGGGUCAACGUGCUCCUGUCCAGAUAUUUGAUUGAACCCUGCGGGUCAGGAAAAUCCAAACUCACUUACAUGUGCCGAGCUGAUUUAAGGGGUCACAUGCCAGAAUGGUACACAAAAUCUUUUGGACAUUUGUGUGCAGCUGAAGUGGUAAAGAUUCGAGACUCCUUCAUUAAUCAGAGCACUGAAACCAAGGAUACCAAAUCUAGGUGAUUCCUGAAGCAAAGCAACUGUGUCCACCACCUGCGUGAUUGUUUCCAGAACCUUGCCAGUCCUUGGAAGAAUCAGUGUGUGUCUGAUCCUGAAGCAAAUACAAGUCAGAGUAUAGAAAGUGACUGUAGCAAUUUGAUACAUUUUUAAAGCUGCUUCCUGUUUGUUUAAGGUCUAUUCUGGAGACCUUGACUGGAAUAUAUAAGACUGUGCAUAUAAAAAAAAGAAAAAAAAAGUUCUUGUAUUCUAAUUCAAAUUGCUUCUGAGAAGCAAAACUCUUUAAAUACAUUAUGGAAGACAAUGAAGAUAUUUCAUUCUCUGUGAUAUCGGUGUAUGUUACCUAUGUCAUUGAUUUGCAGUAUGUCGAGGGACUGGUGUAUCCACUGGAAUAGUUGGUACUUGUGGACAUGUUUUCUCACUGAGAUGAGCAAAGAAAGGUUUGCACAGAGGAGUGUGAAUGUGUGUUUGUCACUGGUUGAGUGGCAUAGAUGUCUACGUUGGAAUGCAGUGUCUGGCACACUGAGAUGCCUCCAGGAAGGAAUGUCGAUGCAGCAGGUUCAGUUUAACCUGGAAUAGUUGACUACCCAUGGAUCCAUCCAGAAAGGAGACCCAACAAACACUGUCCAUUUUUUCUUUUCCAGGUUGGUAGGCAUAUUCCUUUUCCACUAAUUCUUCUUUACCUUAGAAGUCAUUGCAGGUUUACUGCAACACUCAUUGCAAAUGCAGUUUGUUUUUAGACCUGAUUGCAAACAGGGAUAUAGUUUUAACCAAUAAAGAUGACUUCAGGAACAAUAAUCCCCUUCCCCUGACCUUAUUAGCUCCAAGGCACAGGGGGGUUUUGUUUGUUUUUAUCUUUUUAAGAGCAGUAAAAACUAAACACUCUCUUUACUCCUAAAUCGAGCAUAAAAACUUUUUUUUUUAACCUGUUACAGUUCUUUGCAGUUUCAUGUGUAUAGCACAAACUCUUUGAGACACUAUGCAUGAGAACAUGGGAAACCGUCCCAAGGAAAUUCCUGUAAGUUUAACCCAGGCACAAAAAGCCUUUUUUUUUUUUUUUCUUUUUUCCUUUUUUGGUGGUUGUUAACAGCAUUCCUGAAAGCUGCACAUUUUUAUUAAUUGGUUUUGUUCUUAUCAGCAAAUAGGUUUUUCUGGUUUCUUGGCUUUUGUUUUGUUUGUUUUUCCUAUAUUUCUUUUUCUUUUCUUUUAUGAUGCCCUCAAAAUGUAUUUUAGUCCUAAGGGGAAGUAGUAAUCACAGUGAAAGAAUACAGCACAGUUUUCUGGAAGGGUGGUCUUUAUACAGGUUUUACUGUAAUAGUUAAGAUUGACUCUAGAGACAGUAUUAGUGAAUUUAUUUUGUAUGGAUCAAAAGUGAAUAAUGUAUGAAUGAGAGUUGUAAGAAGGAUUUUUAUUUUGUUAUAACUUAGUUACCAUUGUCAGUGUUAACUAUUUCAAAGGUUCUUUGAAGAGUUGGGGGGUGGGUCAGAUUAGAAUUUUAAAAUUUGAGUAUUUUGGAUAUCAGUGUUCCUCGUAAAGAUAUAAUUGUAUAUUCAAUUUUGAUGGCUUCCAGAUUUGUAAGAUUGUAUGUUGUAUAUACCAUUCUAUUAAGAAAUAUGUACACAUGUCUGUCCACUGUGCUUUCAGACAUAGAUAAAGCAUGACAAAGAUUAUUAUUUAAAAUAUACUUGUAUUUAUACCUCAGAUAUUCUUUUGGGUUUUGUACCUCAAGGCUUUUUCCCCCUUAAUGUAAAUACACUUUACAUGAAUACAGUCUAAGUGAAAAAAAUAAAUAAAAGGAAGAAGUUUAUAAUUUGCUCUAUAUCUGUACAGAAUAUAAUCAGUAAGUGCACUAUUAAAUGUUUAAAGUAAGGGAAAAGUCUGGCCUGCUUUACUUUGUUUUUGCAUCUUACUCCCAUCCUUCAAACCACAGAUUGCAAAGCAUAGCAACCCAACUUUGACCAAAAUUAAAAGACAGAUUGGCUGAAGGAAAAAAAAAAAUCAGACUGUAAAUUCAUUCCAAGGCCAAACUGCAACUGAGCCACACUCAAUCACAAACAGGAAACUCUGGAGAAGGUUCAGGAAGCAGGGUGACUCCAAACAAAGGUCCAGUUAGGAAAUGAUGCCCAGAAAGUUACGAGAAUAAGCAACAGCAAUGGAAAGAUGUUCAUAAGCAAAGUCAAGGUCACUACACUAAUUUGUCCCACAAAAGGUUUCUUCUUCCCCACUGUUGAGCUUCCCAUGGAAAGGAUUCCUUGGGAUAUUUCGAAAGGAUGUGGAUAUUUUCAAGAACUCCCACUUAGCUGGCCUAACACCUAUCUCUACAACUGAUUUAUGUGGCUAACUGCCUAGACUGUAAGCCCUUCGAGGGCAGGCGCGUCUCCUGCACAACCUCCUAACCCUCUACAGCAGCUUUUCAGUGUUUUUGUACUUGGAGGCACCUAAUAAAUUUAUUAUUUGCUAAAGUGAA
Ictidomys tridecemlineatus (thirteen-lined ground squirrel) is the source of this 7266-nucleotide messenger RNA. The record is from RefSeq and is a predicted model, not a curated record. NCBI's taxonomy places the organism in Eukaryota, Metazoa, Chordata, Mammalia, Rodentia, Sciuridae.